GGCGGGCGCGCGCCGGGGCUCGGUGCAGGCCCAGCCCCGGGAGGGGCCCAGCUGACUCCGCCCCCGGCCAGGAAGUGACUCAAAAAACUGUUCGUGAUGUGGGGAAGAGAGGUCCCCGUUGGGUGAGGAAUCGGGAAGGCCCGCCCAGAUUCGGGCCCCCCGCCCUUCUUCCCUGGGCCGGGGGCGCGGGCGAAGCUGGGGCCGGCGGGCACCGAGCGGCGCCGGCGGGACUGAGGCCGCAGCGGGCGGCGAGGCGGGGCUGGGCGGCCAAGGAGCCAUGCCUACUUGGGGGGCUGGCUCCCCGUCCCCUGACCGUUUUGCGGUGUCUGCGGAGGCCGAGGACAAGGUGCGGGAACAGCAACCCCACGUGGAGCGCAUCUUCAGGGUGGGGAUGAGCGUCCUCCCGAAGGACUGUCCUGAGAACCCUCACAUCUGGCUGCAGCUGGAGGGCCCCAAGGAGAACGCCAGCAGAGCCAAGGAGUACCUGAAGGGUCUCUGCAGCCCAGAGCUACAGAAUGAAAUUCACUACCCACCCAAACUGCACUGCAUCUUUCUGGGAGCCCAGGGCUUCUUCCUUGAUUGCCUGACUUGGAGCACAUCAGCCCACCUGGUGCCGGGGGCGCCCGGCUCGCUGAUGGUCAGCGGCCUGACCGAGGCCUUUGUCAUGGUCCAGAGCCGAGUGGAGGAGCUGGUGGAGCGCCUGAGCUGGGACUUUCGGCUGGGGCCAUCCCCUGGAGCCUCUCAGUGUGCUGGAGUGCUGAGAGAAUUCUCUUCUCUGCUGCAGUCCCGGGGGGAUGCCCACACAGAGGCCCUGCUGCAGCUGCCCCUUGCUGUCCAGGAAGAACUGCUGAGCCUGGUGCAAGAGGCAUCCAGGGGGCAGGGGCCCCAAGCAUUCCCGUCCUGGGAGUGGGGGAGCCCAGGUCUGCUGGGUGCUCAGCACCAGGGAGUCAGGAGUCCCCUGAGUGACAGCAGGGAGUCUCUGGACACAGGACCUGCAGGGUGGCAAGAGUCAAGGGGAGAGAGACGUGCUAUGGAGAAGGAGGGGACAAAGCACGGUGGUCCCAGGGAGAUGGAUUUGGGGUGGAAGGAGUGGCCCGGGGAAGAGGCCUGGGAGAGACAAGUGGCCUUCAGGCCACAGUCAGGAGGAGGAGAGGCAGGGCAGGCAGUGCCUCUGAAAGGGAAGGCCCUGGGGAAGGAGGGGGUGCCUCAGGAAAGAGGAAGGUUCUGGGUCCAGGGCGAGCCUCCUGGCACCCAGGGCCCCUGUCAGAAGGCAGCUCAGCCCCGGGGAGCCUCCCUCCUGCAGCGGCUCCAUAAUGGGGAAGCCUCACCUCCAAGAGUGCCCAGCCCCCCACCAGCGCCUGAACCCCCUUGGCACUGCGGAGAUCGAGGGGACAGAGGAGACAGGGCAGACAAGCAGCAGGUCGUGGCUCGAGGUCGGGGGUCUCCGUGGAAACGAGGCACCCGGGGGGGUAAUUUGGUGACUGGCACGCAGCGUUUCCAGGAGGCCCUCCAGGACCCUUUCACCCUGUGCCUUGCCAACGUGCCAGGCAAGCCAGACCUGCGCCAUAUUGUCAUCGAUGGCAGCAACGUGGCCAUGGUGCACGGCCUCCAGCACUACUUCUCCAGCCGGGGCAUUGCCAUUGCUGUGCAGUACUUCUGGGACCGUGGCCACCGCGACAUAACUGUCUUUGUGCCUCAGUGGCGUUUCAGUAGGGACUCCAAGGUCAGAGGCUCGACAUUCAAGGAGCCAAGUGGGAGACUGAGGGAGAGACAGAAGCUCCUGACCCUUCACACUGUCUGUAAGCCUGAGUCGUGGGACAAGGUCAGUCACCUGGUGGCUGGAUCAAGGUUCAUGGUGAAGCUGGCUGAAGAGACGGAUGGGAUCAUUGUCUCCAAUGACCAGUUCCGGGACCUGGCAGAGGAGUCUGAGAAGUGGAUGGCAAUCAUUAGAGAGCGCCUGCUGCCCUUCACCUUCGUGGGAAACCUCUUCAUGGUGCCUGAUGACCCAUUGGGGCGAAAUGGCCCUACACUGGAUGAGUUCCUGAAGAAGCCGGUCAGGGCACAGGGGUCUUCUAAGGCUCAGCAUUCUGCCAAGGGCUUCACAGAACACAGUGAUCAGCAGCAGGGGAGAAAAGAAGAGGAAAAAGGCAGUGGUGGCAUUCGGAAGACGCGGGAGACAGAGCGGCUCCGGCGCCAACUGCUGGAGGUGUUUUGGGGCCAGGAUCACAAGGUGGACUUCAUCCUGCAGCGGGAGCCGUACUGCCGGGACAUCAACCAGCUCUCCGAGGCCCUGCUCAGUCUCAACUUUUGAGCCUCACCUGUCUUGGUGACUGCCACCCCGUCAGCUCCAGCCUCAUCCAGCUCAGCUCAUUCUGUGAGGGUCCCUCUGCUGCUCAGACCCUGACCCAGUCUCACCCUGAGUUGGUGCUUUGUGUCAGGGAAGCACCAAGGAAGCGCAUUCGUGUGUGGGGAAUGCUCUUGCCUGGGGCACUUUGGGGACAGGUCUGUAAGGUGACCUGAUCUCAUCUUGAGUCAGGGCCUCAACCAGCUCUCAGGAGGUUCUGCUCAGCCUUAACUUCUUAACCUUGCCUUAUGCAGGGUUUCUGUAGGGAAUGGGGGCUGCUGGGAAGGGUGGGUCACGGAGAUGGGGACUGUCGGCCCCUCCUCCACGCUGAGCUGGGGAUGGAGGCAAGGGUGGGUGAGAGGGGAAUGUAGAACAGGUGGCCAGGAAGCUAAGCCUUUUCUCCUCCUGGCUGCUGCUCUGAUGGCCAGAGGACCGGACGAGUCCCAGGCCUGGCUGGGCUCCUGGGCGCAUCAAAGGGAAUGCUGGGCCCUGGAAAGGCUAGUGUUAUGGGCUCUGGGUCACAGUGGGGCAGCAGGGAUCUGGUGGAGAAGGCAGAGGGAGAGUUGGCUUCUGGUCUCAGCUAUGCCUGCCUGUGACCUUGAUUGAUCUUGGUCUUUACUUCCGCCUACAAGUCAGGGGUAAAAAUGCCUGUUGGGAGGAGAGAUGAGAACGUGGAGGAAAGCUCCUUGGAGAAAGGUACUUGGACCAAGCCUCAGGUGUGUCUGUCUGUGGUUGCACAGGCUUCCUAACCAAAACCUCACUUUCAGAGAGCUGAGGGUCCUCUGUCCCCAGGACCUGUGCCCUAGAUUUUUUACACUGCAUCAGUAUAAUGUGCCCUAUAAUGGCUGCGUCCCUUUUGGGCAACCCCCCCCCCCCCAAAUCCACAUUUACAAAACGGUUAAUUAGGGGUGACUGUUUGCAUUACCAGAAAACUCUCAGGGUUCCUUCCUAUCAAUGGCAGCUCUCCUGUUGAAUUCAGGUGUUUGUUUACAGUUGAACGAACGUGUCAGAAAGUCCGCAGUCCCCGGUUAAUGCACUUGCUCGAGAGUUGAGCAGUCACCAAACCAAUGAAGCCAUGUUCUGCGAGGAAAAUGUUCAUGUGACCUGACCCUAGCAUCUUCUUUACAGAACAUAUAUGUUGCAUAAAGCGAGACCCACUUCUG
Balaenoptera ricei (Rice's whale) is the source of this 3507-nucleotide messenger RNA. It is a transcript of the gene KHNYN, whose product is annotated as KH and NYN domain containing. Bases 278 to 2311 code for a protein of 677 amino acids. The transcript is spliced from 9 exons. Gene Ontology annotation, molecular function: mRNA binding; RNA endonuclease activity. The record is from RefSeq and is a predicted model, not a curated record. NCBI's taxonomy places the organism in Eukaryota, Metazoa, Chordata, Mammalia, Artiodactyla, Balaenopteridae. Gene Ontology annotation, cellular component: cytoplasmic ribonucleoprotein granule; nucleus.